Gamsiella multidivaricata is the source of this 1054-nucleotide messenger RNA. RefSeq names its product GPN-loop GTPase. The transcript has 6 exons. The coding region runs from base 111 to 929 and encodes 272 amino acids. Gene Ontology annotation, molecular function: GTPase activity. Lineage: Eukaryota; Fungi; Mortierellomycota; Mortierellomycetes; Mortierellales; Mortierellaceae. The record is from RefSeq and is a predicted model, not a curated record.
AAACACCUUCAGGACCCUGCAGGAGACAAAAGCAGCCGAUAACAGCCCCAAGAGAGCAAACUCUGGAUUCGAAUUACCACGUCUUCUGAAGUAACGCUGCAUUCAUAACAAUGGGUCGCUACUGUCAACUGGUCAUGGGCCCCGCUGGAAGCGGAAAGUCCACCUACUGCUCGACUAUUAUGACACAUUGCCAGAAUAUCGGAAGGCCCGUCCAUUUAGUUAAUCUGGACCCAGCAGCAGAGAAAUUCGAAUAUGAGCCCUCCAUUGAUAUCAAGGAUUUGAUUUCACUGGAAGAUGUUAUGGAAGAGCUGCAAUAUGGACCCAACGGCGGACUGAUCUAUUGCAUGGAGUUUCUUAUGAACAACAUUGAUUGGCUUGAGGACGAAGUCGGCUCGUAUACGGAUGACUACCUGAUCAUUGAUUGUCCCGGUCAGAUCGAGCUCUAUACCCAUUUCGAUAUCAUGAAACGGUUGGUUGAGGCCUUGACGCGACUGAACAUUGCGAUCUGUGGUGUUUAUCUGUUGGAAUCCCAAUUUGUGGAGGAUAAGUCCAAGUUCUUUGCAGGAGUGAUGAGUGCGAUGAGUGCAAUGAUCAACUUGGAGAUCCCUCAUAUCAAUGUCAUGAGUAAGAUGGACCUUUUGCCAAAGAUGAAGGCUUCAGAAUUGGAACGGUACUACAACCCCGACCCGUUACUAUUGCUGGAGGAUGUGAACGCAAAGACAAGUCCAAAGUACCAUCAGUUGAACCAAGCCAUCGGUCAGCUCGUAGAGGAUUUUAACAUGGUGGCGUUCUUACCACUCAACAUCAAGGACGAGGAUUCAAUUACGGCAAUUCUGUCCCAUGUUGACAAUGCAAUCCAGUUUGGAGAAGACCAGGAGCCCAAGGAGCCGGAGGAUGAAGGAGAGGGUGAGAUGGACGAUGACUAUUAGGGACACGCAUCAUGAGAAUGAAGACGACGAGUCCAGGAGCGAGGACUGAAGCAUUUGUCGCUUCAAAAUUAAAUGAAAUCCUGUACUAUACAUCGUCUCCAUCCCCAAGGAUGAAAGACGCAGAU